Armigeres subalbatus is the source of this 1722-nucleotide messenger RNA. RefSeq names its product zinc finger protein 567-like. The record is from RefSeq and is a predicted model, not a curated record. Gene Ontology annotation, biological process: regulation of transcription by RNA polymerase II. NCBI's taxonomy places the organism in Eukaryota, Metazoa, Arthropoda, Insecta, Diptera, Culicidae. The coding region runs from base 186 to 1697 and encodes 503 amino acids. The transcript has 3 exons. Gene Ontology annotation, molecular function: RNA polymerase II transcription regulatory region sequence-specific DNA binding; zinc ion binding; DNA-binding transcription factor activity, RNA polymerase II-specific. Gene Ontology annotation, cellular component: nucleus.
UUUAGGUUACUGUAAGGAGCGAAAUAAAAAUCGCAAUUUGUUUAUUUGACUAUUCGAAAAUAUAAAAUAAUACGUACAGACUGGAAACAUAAAAAAUAAUCUUAGAUCUAAAUACAGUUUUUCACAUAUUGAAAUCAAACAAGUGGUACACAUAUAUUUUUCCUGAAAUUGUUUAUUCGAAUCAAAUGGAAGUGGAUGACGAUGAAUUUAAAAUAUGUAUUAUCUGUACGGAAUCCUGUGAAGGAAGCCGAAAUGAUACAAUCGACGGGCAAAGUGUGGAAGUAGUAUUGCACUCAGUUUUCCACAAACUGCAGACACCAUACGACGAUUGUUUAUCCACGAACUUAUGCGAUGUGUGUACAAAAGAACUUUCAGUAACAUAUAGGUUUGUUAAGAAAAUUGAAGAGGCUAAUCUUAAACUAAGAGAUCUUCUAGCUGUAGAAGAAUCACGGGAUGUGUUCAGUGUAUCUCCUAGAUUAGGAGACGUCAUCAUUAAAUUUGAACGAGACAAUUCUGACGGAGAAAAUUCUGCAGUACCCGAGGAAACUGUAGAGCCAGAUAAUUUAGAUUGCUCAAUAAAUAUUAAUCAAGCUACUUCAGAAGAUGAGGAAAAAUUAAAACCCCAAAGGCAAAGGUUGGGCACAAAAUCUGAAUCACAACCAAAGCGAUGCUGUGGGUGCAAGUUUCCUCUAACAUCAAAUGCACAAAUUGAAGAUCAUUCAGAGAAACGGCAUCGUCGUGACAAAAACACUGAUCAGGGGAUCCUUGAACAAAAACCAUUUGAAUGUUCAGUGUGUUUCCAAAGAUUUGAAGACAAAAUAGAUUUCCUACGUCACCGACGAACAAUGUAUGCGAUUGAAUUGUAUCCAUGCAAACUAUGUCCUGCUGAAUUUGCUAAUGCUUAUAAUCUUCGCUUGCACGUGAAACGUUCUCACCAGAGAAAAAACACAAACGCGCAAAUUGAUGAAAUGCGUCUUUCAAUUCAUAAAUGUUGCUUGUGCCGCAAACAAUUUGAUACUCUGGUUGGUGCUAAAGAACAUGUUAUGGAAAAUCACCCAUUGCAAGGAGAUAAUAUUGAUACCGACAAUCAGUUCGAGUGUGAAAUAUGCUCUCGAUGCUUCAAAACUCCAAAAGUUUUGACCGAACAUCAGCGGCGACCUUUUCGAAAACAUCGAUUCCAAUGUUCCCAUUGCGGGAAAACCUUUAAUGAGAGGCAGGCCUUCGUCGAUCAUGAACAAAGCCACGCAUCCGUACGUCCCUAUGAAUGUCCAAUUUGCAAGAAGAGAUUUUCACUAAAAACAAACUUCCGGACUCAUGUUCGUUAUCACUCGGUUCCGGAUGAUCAGUUUAAAUGUGAAUUUUGCGGUAGAGGAUUCAAGAAAAAGUAUCUUCUUCAGGAGCACCAGGCGAUCCACCAGGAAAAUGAAUCGCGCCCUUUCAAAUGUCACCUUUGCUCAAUAGCUUUCACUAGGAAGGAUCUGUUGAAUUACCACGUGAAAGAACAUCUCGGUGAGAAGCCAUACAAAUGUACUCAGUGUAGUGCAUCGUACAUACAUGGACGUGACUUGCGGAGGCAUAAUCGAACCAAGCAUGAAAAAAGUACUCCGUUUGUGUGCGACAUUUGUCACAACGAGUUUGGCCGAAAAGACGCUCUGGGAAAACACAUGAAAAUCCAUAGAAAACCCCUGUCGUGUUGACGAUAAUAAAUAAAACACUACUUAG